AUGCUUAAUUAUAUUCUAAAGCAACCCGUAUCUGAAGGCCAAAAUUAUGAUGACGUCAUUUGGGAUGUUUUUGAACUUAACCGUGACCAGAUAACGUUGGUAAGAAUACUGGGUACUGGUAAUUUUGGUCAAGUUUCCAAAGCAACAUUUGGAGAUUCGCAUUUGGAGGUAGCAGUCAAGUCCCUAAAAGAAACCGCCCAGCAGAAGGGCAUACAGGACAUGCUCAUUGAAUUAGAGGUUAUGAAAUCGAUGCAGCCUCAUCCCCAUGUUGUCAGACUUAUUGGUUGCUGUACGGAAAAAGAUCCGCUUUUGAUUGUUUUGGAGUAUUUACCAUACGGUGACUUGUUAGGAUACCUGCGCAAGAGUAGAGGACAUGAGGACACGUACAACACAGGAGAAAAAAGACCAAAUUCCAGACUCACUGAAAAAGAACUGUUAUCUUUUGCUUGGAUGAUAGCUGAUGGCAUGAGCUAUCUGGCAACAAUGAAGGUUGUCCAUCGUGAUUUAGCCGCUCGUAAUGUAUUGGUAGGUGAAAACAAAGUCUGUAAAAUUUCCGACUUUGGAUUAGCACGCGGUUUAGAAGGAGUUGUUUACACGAGAAGAACUCAGGCCCGUCUUCCAGUUAAGUGGAUGCCUCCAGAAUCUCUAUUCUUUGGUGAAUCUAGCACUAUGAGUGACGUAUGGUCCUAUGGAAUUGUGAUGUGGGAGAUGUUCACUAUCGGUGAAUCGCCUUAUCCUGGUAAAAAGGCUCGACAAGUCGCUGACCUGCUACAGAGAGGAUACCGCAUGCCAAGGCCAAGACAUCUUGCCAAAGAAUUGUACUCCAUUAUGACCGAGUGUUGGGAAGAGCAGCCUCGUAAAAGGCCAACAUUCAAGUGGCUCCGUAAUGCAGUCAGAAGAUUACUGGACGACAAAAAGGUUUCUAAAUUAUACACAUGA
This is a messenger RNA of Orbicella faveolata, 939 nucleotides long. Its product is annotated as ephrin type-A receptor 4-like. The record is from RefSeq and is a predicted model, not a curated record. NCBI's taxonomy places the organism in Eukaryota, Metazoa, Cnidaria, Anthozoa, Scleractinia, Merulinidae. Gene Ontology annotation, cellular component: signaling receptor complex; plasma membrane. Gene Ontology annotation, biological process: protein phosphorylation; positive regulation of kinase activity; cell surface receptor protein tyrosine kinase signaling pathway. Gene Ontology annotation, molecular function: ATP binding; protein binding; transmembrane receptor protein tyrosine kinase activity.